Acanthaster planci (crown-of-thorns starfish) is the source of this 2331-nucleotide messenger RNA. RefSeq lists its product as uncharacterized. Lineage: Eukaryota; Metazoa; Echinodermata; Asteroidea; Valvatida; Acanthasteridae. The record is from RefSeq and is a predicted model, not a curated record. Gene Ontology annotation, molecular function: calcium ion binding. Gene Ontology annotation, cellular component: myosin II complex.
UUUACACAUCGUCCCCAUAUGAAAAUAUGUAUUCUGUGUUUUGGCAACAGAUUACUCUGAGAAAUCUGAGAUAUUGUCAAUGAAUUGGCGUUGUGUGGUUGUGUUCUGUUCUAAAACUUGCCGAAACUGGUACUGGUGAAGGGGAUUUGAUAUUGUUUUACAUAACUGAUAACAUUGCUCAGAAAGUCUAUAAAAUGGGCAUUCAUGUUGAAUAGCGCCCUCAUUUGAGUACUGUAAUGAACAAAAAAUGGCAGUCCCCUUUUAAGUUAAUAUGCAAGUCAUUUGAUGUAGACGAAUAUAUGAAUUAUUAUACUUGACCGACUGAUUUUAAAAUAAAGAUAAAUAUCGACACUCGGAAUAACUGCUCCGUGGUGCAUUCCAUUUGUCUUUCAGUUUCUGCAUGUUUUUUGUUACGAGAAUCAGAAUUAACAUACACUUAAAUUUGUGCAUUUUCACCAGUUGUCAGAUUUUAUCACAGUAAAAAUUUGUUUAAUUUUCUCCAAAUGUUUUCGGUCAAAAAAAGUUAUGUCAUCAAUAAAAAGUCAAGUUAACCCUUGCUCUUUUACCAUUUCAAUAUUCUCUUAAUAAAAAUGCCAGACCAACUCUUUGUAUUCCAUGCGCUUCAGCUGGAAAGUUUUUAAAUUUCAAAUUAAAAUGCAUAGAUUUUAAUAAAUUUGUAUUAUUUUUUUAUUUCACAAUGACAGGUUCAGCCCUGGCAUAUAUAAAUUAAUUUAAGAGAAUUAAAAGAAUUAAUUUAAAAUCGAAAACAAAUCUAGGGUAAAAUUCAAUUUAUUUGAUGAGAAAUGACGAAAAAGUGGAAUGAGAGUCUUUGAUUCAAAGACUUCAACUCUGAUUUAAACCACACACGUUCGUCCCUUCUACCGUAUUGUCUAGUGUAUACAUGGGUAUAAAAAGUGUGGUUUCUUACUAAUACUUCGAGCUAUGUCAUGAAUUCGAUCCAUUGUUCAGUUUUGACUAGCUCUGCACAAGUAAAAGAUCUCUCUUUCCUUAAUUAUGCGCUUGCAUCUCGACUGGAUCUUGGUUGUGUAACAGUCCGAGUGUUCCAUUCAUGGCAUAGGCCUACACCACGCAAUACUUGUGUGCGUUUGUCCUCGAAAUGGAAUUCAUGCCACGUAGUCACCAUCGGUGGAUCGCAGUGCCUAAGUUCACAGGCCUUCCAGGAUCAAAUAGAAUUGUACAUGUAUAAUAAUGUUGCAGCUACCGAAAUGUACUGCAUUAAGUUUACAAAAUAUUAAAAAUUUACUGUAUGGAACUGAGGAUUUUUCUACGAACCACAAGUGCUGAUGGAUAGAACCAUACUGAUCCUGCAGCUAUGAAGACUACGUUUCCGACCUUGGAUUUUUACAGUGACGCCUUUUCGCAAGAACAGUUCUCGGAAUUCAAGGCGGCUUUCUCGAUCUUUGACAAAGACGGCGACGGGACAGUGACCAGUGAUGAACUGGCAGUGGUGCUGAGGUCGAUUGGCCUUAACCCGACCAAGAGGGAGCUAGACAUGAUCAUCAAAGAAGCGGACACGGACGGUAACAACAUGAUCGAACUGAACGAGUUUCUAGCCACCAUGACUCAAAAGAUGAUGCAGGAGGGAAGAGGUCAGGAUGAUGACGUCAUGACGGAACAGGAAAUCAAGAAAACCUACGAUGUCUUCGACAGCAAUGGUAAUGGUUACAUAAGUGCUGCUGAUAUUCGGCGAGUUGGAACACUCUACGGUGAGUGCAUCACAGAUGAAGGAGCCAAUCAGAUGAUAGGAGAGGCAGACACAGAUAGCGACGGGCGUGUCACGUAUGAAGACUUUCUGAAAAUGAUGACCUCACCGUAGAAUGGAAAGAAUGCGUCUGAUCCCGCCUCCAAAGGAGACUUUCGUUUUAAUUUUCAAGCAAAAUAAAGAUGUAAUAUACAUUAUUGGCUUAGGGCAAACUCACAAAAAUACAAUUAUUUAUUGAGGUAAUACGGAUGUAAAUUAUGCGGAAAUAUAAACCAAUAUUUACAUGUAUACAGUGCUACUAACUGAUAACCAUAGGAGUGGUUCAUUUUGUGUCAUGUUGCAAUGAACAUUAUAAUCUUUGGGUGUACUUAAUGCAUUUUAAAGACAUUGUGCUUGGACUUUUUUUCAGGAAUGGCACCUUAUGAAAUUGAACAUAAAUAUGUAACUGCAAAUUAGGGAUAAGAUGUUUUUAGAGUGCAGAGAAGCAAAGUGAGGUAAGAAAAAGAGAAUACUUGUCAUGCAAACUUUGUUUAUUCGGAGAUUAUUAAAAAAAACUUUGUUACAAAUAGCUAUAAGAAAUUAAACUUACUUGUAUUACAUAAAACACA